Molecule: messenger RNA, 1730 nt
Organism: Staurois parvus
Lineage: Eukaryota; Metazoa; Chordata; Amphibia; Anura; Ranidae
Source: the annotation of a GenBank genome assembly
AUGUGGGUGGCCAGCGAUGGUUGGGGAGCGUUGGAGAGCGUGGUGCUGGGCAGUGAGGAGGUCGCUGAAGGUGCCAUCACCAUAGAGCUGGCAUCGUACCCGCUGUGGGAGUUCUCAAAGUACUUCCAGUCUUUGCACCCCUUCAUAACACACACGCAAUCCUUGGUUCAGGGAAUUCUGGGAAAACAAGUUCCAUUGUCGGCUCGACACCUUGGACUGCAUGAGGCACACACUGCAAGAGGUGAAGUUUGAGCAAGAGUCCAAAAUCAUGUUCGUGGUGAACGCCGUCUAUGCCAUGGCACAGGCCCUCCACAAUAUGUACCAGGCACUGUGCCCCAAUGUCACUCAGGUUCUGCCCCACUAUGAAACCGCCCAAUGGACGACGCCUCUAUCGGGACUACAUCCUCAGCGUGAAGUUUGACGCUCCCUUCCCUCCUCCAGACACCAGCAACACGGUGAGAUUCGACAAAUUUGGAGAUGGAAUCGGCCGUUACAAUAUCUUCAAUUUCCAGAACACGGAUGGUCAUUACCACUACGAGAAGGUCGGCUACUGGGCCGAAGAGCUGACGCUCAACACAAGCCUCAUCCCUUGGUCCCGCAGCUCGGUGCCUGUGUCCCAGUGCAGCGACCCCUGCAAGAAGAACGAGGUGAAAAGCAUGCAACCUGGAGAUGUCUGCUGCUGGAUCUGCAUCCCCUGCCAACCGCAUGAGUACCUCCUGGACGAAUUCACCUGUAGGGACUGCGGCCUUGGCUACUGGCCCAAUGAGGAUCUGAAGGACUGUUUCGAGUUGCCGCAGGAGUAUAUACGCUGGAGUGACGCCUGGGCGUUGGGGCCGGUCUGCCUGUCCUGCUUGGGGCUCAUCUCUACGCUCUUUGCGUUUUGGGUGUUCAUACAGAACAACAAUACCCCAAUAGUCAAGGCGUCUGGACGCGAACUUUGCUACAUCCUGCUGAGCGGCGUGCUUCUCUGCUACGCCAUGACCUUCGUAUUGAUUGCCAAACCCUCCACCAGCGUCUGCACCCUUCGACGCCUUGGGCUCGGAACGUCUUUUGCUAUUUGUUAUUCGGCCUUGCUCACCAAGACCAACCGCAUCGCCCGAAUUUUCAACGGAGCUCAGGAUGGUGUCCAGCGGCCCAGGUUCAUAAGUCCGGCCUCUCAAGUAGGCAUCUGCCUGGCCCUCAUCUCCUGCCAGCUCUUGGUGGUGGUGGUCUGGCUUCUUCUGGAGCCGGCCGGGACUCGUAAGGACACCGCACCAGAUAAGAGGUAUGUGGUGACCCUGAAGUGUAACAGCCGAGAUGGAAGCAUGCUCCUGUCAUUGUCCUACAACGUCCUGCUCGUCCUUCUAUGCACGCUCUACGCGUUCAAGACGCGAAAGUGCCCGGAGAACUUCAACGAGGCCAAGUUCAUCGGUUUCACCAUGUAUACCACCUGCAUCAUCUGGUUGGCGUUUCUACCCAUCUUCUACGUCACCUCCAGUGACUACAGGGUUCAGACCACCACUCUGUGUGUCUCGGUCAGUCUCAGUGGCUCGGUGGUCCUAGGAUGCCUCUUCACCCCAAAACUUCACAUCAUCAUGUUCCAGCCACAGAAAAACGUCACCAGUCACCGUAGUGCCACCAACCGAUUCAGCGCCACUGGAGCGGGUGGAUCCCACAGCUCCACCGUGCAGUACGUUCCCACCGUGUGCAAUGGUCGUGAGGUGGUGGACUCCACUACAUCGUCCCUGUAA